AUGGCCAGCCUAACUACAACUGCAGCUCCAACUACGACUGCAGCGGAAACUAUAACAGCAGCCCAAACGACAAACACAGCUAUAUCUACUUCUGCAGCCCCCACUACAACUGCAGCCCAGACUAUAACUGCAGUACCAACAACUAUAGCCUCAACUCAAACUGACGACACGACUACAACAAAAGCCCCAACAACUGCAGCCCCAACGACAACAGCAGCCCCAACGACAACUACAGCCUCAACUACAACUGAAGCCCAAACUACAACGAAAACCCCAUCCACAACAGCAGGCCCAACUACAACUGCAAUCCCAACUACAAGUAUGGCUCUCACCACAAACACAGCCUCAAUUUCAACUGAAGCUCAGACAUCAACCACAGCCCCUACUAGAACCACAGCCCCAACUACAACUGCAGCCCCAACAACAACACCAGCCCCAACUACAACAACGGUCCCCACUACAACUACAGCCCCCACAACAACAACAACUCCCACUAAAAACACAGACUCAACAACAACUGCAAGCCAAGCUAUAAGUACAGCCCCCACUACAACCACAAGCCCAACUACAACUGAGGCCCUGACAACAACAGCAGCCUUAACUACAACUGCAGCUCCAACUACGACUGCAGCGGAAACUAUAACAGCAGCCCAAACGACAACCACAGCCCUAUCUACAUCUGCAGCCCCCACUACAACUGCAGCCCAGACUAUAACUGCAGUACCA
Messenger RNA from Anguilla anguilla (European eel), 726 nucleotides. RefSeq names its product cell wall protein DAN4-like. The transcript is spliced from 2 exons. Lineage: Eukaryota; Metazoa; Chordata; Actinopteri; Anguilliformes; Anguillidae. The record is from RefSeq and is a predicted model, not a curated record. The annotation marks the transcript as partial.